Messenger RNA from Pochonia chlamydosporia 170, 618 nucleotides. RefSeq lists its product as hypothetical. The record is from RefSeq and is a predicted model, not a curated record. The transcript has a single exon. The coding region runs from base 1 to 618 and encodes 205 amino acids. NCBI's taxonomy places the organism in Eukaryota, Fungi, Ascomycota, Sordariomycetes, Hypocreales, Clavicipitaceae.
AUGGUGCCUAGUCGGGCGCAUGACCCGAAUGGAUUCAGAAGCGUACCGCCUCCAAUUCCAUCGACAACAGAACACCCAGUUAUUGUAAGCCAGCCCACCACGUUUAACACCUCCAUUCCUGGACUGGCGACUGCUGUGUACGGCUACGGUACAUAUCGAGCCGCCACAUUAAUGGAUUCGGAACUGCUAGAGCGAUUGCACAUGCCUCCCGGGGUGGGGAUUCCUGGCUGGAACGCUUCUAAGCUGUGUCUUCCUCCUAUUCGAACCGCCUGGGAUGUUAAUCCAAUGCAUAACCAACCAGCGCCAACCCCUGACCCAGCACCACCACUAUCACCAACACAGCCAAUAAGAGCACCUCACUUAAGCGCUACUCUGACUUCUUUUCGAACAUUGCUUCCCUCUAGCGCUGGGCGUAACACCUCGGGAGGUACCUCCGGCAACAUCACCCCAACGACACUAGGGGUGUCAGGUGGGACUCGCCUCUCCCGGCACGGAUUGUGGAGCUUUUGCGUCCGCACCUGCGGGGCUACGAACCAAAGCCGGAGAUGUUUUUCCACACUGGCCUCUACCACUGUAUCUUAUGCCCUCAAGAGAAAAGAAAGGUGUUUGCUAGGGUAA